UGAUCCUCUUUUCCCUCUAAUUUCAGCUCUGGCAUUAUUUCCCAGAGUACCAGUGGUUGGUGGAUUUUACAGUUGUAGCUACAGUUGUCUACCUUAUUACUGAAUUCUACUAUUGUUAAUGAAGCCAUCUGGUGAGAUGAAUAUCAGCAUAGUAUGGGAGUCUAUUGGUUCUGGCGUUUGUUUUGAAGGUUCUCUUUUCGUUAACUACCCAUUACUUUCAUGUCCAGGAAGGAGGGGAGAGAUCUGUUUGCAUUACAUUUGCUGCCUUCUUUUUUGUCAAAGCAAUGGCCAUCCUGAUUGUGACUGAAAAUUAUUUAGAAUUUGGCCUAGAAACAGGUUUUACAAAUUUUUCUGAAAGUGCUGUGCAGUUUCUUGAGAAGCAGGGACUUGAGUCUCAGGGCCCUAUUUCCAAAUUAACAUUUAAACUACUCCUAGCUUUUCUGUGCUGUGUAAUCGGUGCAUUUUUAACAUUUCCUGGCUUGCGUUUAGCUCAGAUGCACCUUGAUGCACUGAAUUUGACAACCGACAAAGUAACACAGACACUCCUACAUAUCAACUUUUUGUCUCCUUUAAUCAUGGUCUUACUGUGGGUGAAACCAAUAACAAAGGACUACAUAAUGAAUCCAACUUUGAGUAAAGAAAGUGUGCCUUUAAUGACUGAAGCCACCUAUGACACACUUCGCCUGUGGAUUAUCAUUUUGUUGUGUGUACUGAGACUGGCAAUGAUGCGCCAUCAUUUGCAAGCUUACUUGAACCUUGCCAAAAAAUCUGUGGAUAAAAUGAAGAAGGAGGCUGGCAGAAUUAAAACAGUUGACCUUCAAAAAAUGGUUGCCAGAGUAUUUUAUUACUUGUGCGUAAUAGCACUUCAAUAUGUGGCCCCACUGGUCAUGUUACUUCAUACCACACUACUUCUCAAAACUUUAGGCAAUUAUUCCUGGGGUGUUUACACAGAGAGUGAACAGACAAACUCAGAUCAGGUUUUGGAUCCUUCUGAGCCACUUCCUGCUCCUGAUGCCACAAAAGUCUCUUUGGCACAAAUAACAUUGGCCUUGGGAGGCCUCGGAAAUGUUUUUAGUCCUCUCUUGUUUCGUGGCCUUUUUUCCUUCCUGACUUGGUGGAUCGCUGCAUGUUUGUUUUCUACUAGUCUGUUUGGACUUUUUUAUCAUCAGUACUUAACAGCUGCAUAGCCAUCUACUGUAUGUAGACUGAAAGCCAAACAAGCAAAGUGCACAACUGAAAAUGGUACAUGUGAUAAAUGAGAUGACUGCUGCAUUGCUACAAAAACAUUUGAAUUUAGUCCUCUUUUCUCACUGUCUCAGCAAGUUAAUGCAUAUCAGCAGAAACUAUGACAACUACUGUGCUUCCUACAUUUGAAUAAAUUAAGAGUCUUAAAAAGUAACAGGGAUUCAAUUCCUUGUGUUUUUGAGAAUAUUCGAACUCAUCACUUAUUCACUUGAAUAGUGGCAACAAAAAUAGGUAAAUAAACAUUCUGGUUUUGGCUCUUAAGCUGCUAAAGACAAGGAAGUAGUGUAAUGUGAGUACACAAGACUGUUAUAUUUCCUGUAUUUACAUUAUAGGUAAAUUGAAAUGUGAACAGAAAAUGUUAUGUAUUUCUUGUAUUAAUGUUUCAUUCAAACUGAGCCAUAGUUAACAAAAGCAGAUGAGUUUCUCAUGAAGAUUUAUUGUUCUUAGCACAGUCAUGUGUAAUACUGUCCAGCCAGUCUGUUUUAUGUCCCCUGUUCAUUAAUCUUUCUUAUUUUUGUAAAGUUUUUUAUAUAU
Erpetoichthys calabaricus (reedfish) is the source of this 1779-nucleotide messenger RNA. RefSeq names its product transmembrane protein 161B (gene tmem161b). NCBI's taxonomy places the organism in Eukaryota, Metazoa, Chordata, Cladistia, Polypteriformes, Polypteridae. The transcript has 8 exons. The record is from RefSeq and is a predicted model, not a curated record. Bases 285 to 1187 code for a protein of 300 amino acids.